AUGACGACUUAUAUUCUUUACAGUCCUGACGGCGUAAUUGAUGAAUUCUUCAACUCGAACACUACUGUCACAAGACAGCAAUGCGAUGAAUUCGCCAUUUGUCGCGCUGGUGAGUUUCAAUCAAAUUUUGAUCUUCUUGCUCGAAACCUACCGUCUCGCUUUGCACCAAACCUAGAAAGGGUCCGCAAAGAGCUCCCGUCUCUCUUCAAAGAUCUCCCCUUUGUUCUGAGCCACAGUGACCUUAACGUAAUGAAUCUCCUCGUCAAUCCCAAAACCGGAAAUAUCACAGGGGUUGUUGACUGGGCUGAAUCAAGGAUUCUGCCGUUCGGCUUCGCGCUAUAUAGGCUUGAGAAUCUUUUGGGCUGGAUAGAUUCAGAAGGGUGGUACUACUACGAUCGCUACCGCGAACUCGAGAGCCUCUUCUGGCAAACAUUUCGAGAGGAAGUUCAUAAUUUCUCUGACGCUGAUUUGUAUUUGAUUCGCGCUGCUAGGAUAGCUGGACUUUUCUAUCAUUAUGGAUUUAAUUUUGACACGAAAGGGGUGGUUCAAAGUGUGCGGAUAGACCAGCCGGAUGGUUCGCUCGCAUAUCUCGAUGCUUUCUGUGCUGCUGAUUCAAAAGACAAUGUCCUCGCCUCGGAGGACAGCCAUAAGCUGGUUCUCCGUUUCGAUCUUGUUGUUGGUAAAGACUUAAAAGAACCCAGUGAUGCGAAAAGGUGUCCUACGGGCUUUCACAUCUCUUUCGUCCAAUAUAACGGUGCCGUUAUCAGCGAGGACAAACUCACUCAUCGUCGGCGGCACAUUAUUGAAGAAAACGGGAUCGAUAUCAUCCAAACUAGCUAUCUCUGCCGGGUUGAUAUCUGCGAUACUAGUGGGCUGGGUCUAGUAUCCCCGAACGGAUUUAAGGGACGUUCCAAGCAUGAUUUUGUUUUCCUCGAUUUGGAAGUGCCCGUGGAUGAGGUGGAGUCCAUAAAUUUUCUGGACGUUGAAACGAGUAAAGAGGCUGGCAAGCUCCUGAAGGUGAACCUUCUGCACUUGUGGCUGAUCUCUAUCGUCCGGUAG
Molecule: messenger RNA, 1059 nt
Organism: Penicillium vulpinum
Lineage: Eukaryota; Fungi; Ascomycota; Eurotiomycetes; Eurotiales; Aspergillaceae
Exons: 6
Coding region: 1-1059 (352 amino acids)
Source: RefSeq, a predicted model, not a curated record